Paraphaeosphaeria sporulosa is the source of this 1274-nucleotide messenger RNA. RefSeq names its product MFS general substrate transporter. NCBI's taxonomy places the organism in Eukaryota, Fungi, Ascomycota, Dothideomycetes, Pleosporales, Didymosphaeriaceae. Gene Ontology annotation, cellular component: fungal-type vacuole membrane. The coding region runs from base 9 to 1274 and encodes 421 amino acids. Gene Ontology annotation, biological process: transmembrane transport. The record is from RefSeq and is a predicted model, not a curated record. The transcript is spliced from 6 exons. Gene Ontology annotation, molecular function: transmembrane transporter activity.
CUGCGAGUAUGGCCGAUAUCGAGAGCAACUUCGGCAAUAUAAUCAAACACGAGAAGACGCACCAAGAUGGAGGGAGGCAAGCAUGGCUGACGGUUGUUGGUUCAUUCCUUGUCUAUUAUUCAUCCUUUGGGCUUUUAAAUAGCUUUGGCUUCUUCCAAGAUUACUACCAGAAUGAGCAUCUUAGAACGAUAUCUCCUUCCACGGUUGCAUUCAUCGGUACCCUUCAGCUCGCGCUUAUGAAUGUUCUAUCAACGAUGGCUGGCGGUAUAUGCGAUGCUCACGGUUCCAAGGGUCUCUACCUCUCCGCUGGCCUGGGUACAUCAAUUGCACUCUUAGCGCUUUCGUUCUGUCCCCAGGGUGGAUUAUGGCAGGUUUUCGUAACGCAAGGGCUCCUAUUAGGAGUCACUGCUGGAUUCAGUAUUCAACCAGCUUGCACAGUCGUGGUCCAGCAUUUUGAAAAGAGACGUGCGAGGGCCAUGAGCCUGGUCAGCACGGGUGGUGCAAUGGGCGGUGUAUGCUAUCAACUCUUGUUUACGCAACUGCAACCUCUGGUCGGAUUUCCAUGGACGAUGCGCAUCGCAGCCAUCAAGGUUCUUGCUUGUUAUUCAGCUGCCCUCUUGAUAUCCAAAGAUAGACCAAGCGGUGCUAAGAUCAGGCUUGGCUCCUUAGUGGAUUUUGAUGGGUUCGGCGAUGCCAAAUACGCCGUAUUGGCUCUAGGAGGGUGUUUUGCCAAUUUCGGCCUCUGGGUCCCAGGGUUCCACAUCAAUUCAUAUGCUAUCAAGAUAUACCCAGGACAGUCGAUUGGAAAGUACUUGAUAUCCCUUAUGAGUGGCUCCAGCAUACCUGGGAUGAUUGUUGGAGGUCUCCUUGGGGAUUGUUUUGGUCGGCUCAACAUCAUCUUCCUCAUGACUUUCUUCUCCGGGUCUCUCUGUCUCUCUGUCUGGCUUCUUGAAUCGUCGUUCCUGGUGCUCGCGCUCUUUGCCUCACUCUUUGGUUUCACCUCGGGUGCUGUUCUUUCGUUGCUCCCAUCGGUUGUCAGUCAGAUCGUCCCAGACGACAAAGUCGGCGCAAGGAUGGGAGCCUUCUACAGUGUCAUUUCUAUUGCGACGUUGACUGGAGCACCGAUUGGCACGACGAUCAUAGGCAACGACCCAACCACCAGGGAGGACUAUCGUGGUCUCAUAGCUUUCUCGGGCUCAGCCAUGUUGGUCGGGUCACUAGUGUUGUUUGCUGGGAGAGUUUUGCAGAGUCGGGAUCUGCGGGAAAGAUGGUGA